This is a messenger RNA of Anopheles bellator, 2302 nucleotides long. Its product is annotated as ras-like protein family member 10B. The transcript has 6 exons. Gene Ontology annotation, molecular function: GTPase activity; GTP binding. Lineage: Eukaryota; Metazoa; Arthropoda; Insecta; Diptera; Culicidae. The record is from RefSeq and is a predicted model, not a curated record. The coding region runs from base 347 to 946 and encodes 199 amino acids.
UUCGGGAGGACCGACAUGUUCCGCAGCCGGUCGCCCGGUCGUCAGAGAUAAUCCUAGGCGAGAGCCAUUGUGUGCACUGCCAGACGGUCGCUGAAUCCUCUGGAGUCGUAAAACACUAAAUCGGUCAUCGAGGCACAGCGAUACCGGCUGGUAGCUGGAGGACUGUGACGAGUGGGUCAACCAUUGCGGGGUUAGCCGCGGAUAACUAAGCCAAGGAAAAGUGUUUGCCAUUAGUCUGCUCAAGCUAGCCAUUAAAAUGUGGAACCGCCUUUCGCCCACCAAUUCCAAUAGACUGUUGCACGAUAAUGCAUAGCGUAUCACUCUGGAAGGCCCGGAUCCCCCCUGGAUGCAAGGCCCCCUCAAGGUGGCGUUUCUGGGGGCCUCCGGCGUUGGGCGCACCAGUAUCCUACAGCAAUUCUUCAAGCACGACUUCCCGAGGCAACAUAUUCGCACCGCAAAGCGGAACGUCUACCGAAGCUGCCUGGUCUGUGAUACCUGCAUACGGGAGCUAAUGGUGUUGGAUGUGCCCCCGCAGAAGUACUUCCCGGUGGAUAAUCUGGCCGAGUGGAAUAAUGGCCAUCCGCUCGGGCUGCGAACCGUGCAUACGUACGUGUUGGUGUACGAUAUGGGGAAUCUGGAAUCCUUUCAGUACUGUCGUAACAUGCGUGAUCAGAUUUUAGAAAGUUUCAAUCAUCGUGAUUUUAAAAUAAUGGUUGUGGGCAACAAAUUCGACAGGGCAUCGAACCCUCACACUCAGGAACUCAAGGACAUCUCGACUCUGGUCCGGAAGCAUUGGCGUUGUGGCUAUGUGGAGUGUUCGGCAAAAUACAACUACAAGAUUGGUGAUAUUUUCAAAGAAUUGAUGGGCUACCCGGUCGGUGGAACCGCUCCGAAGCUGGAGUUCUCGCAGUCGAUUAGGUCAAAAAAUCGUUGCACAAUACUCUAGUAGUAGCUGAACUGGAGGUUCCCUCCAAAGCGGCUGACUGCCGAAAUCAUGUCCAGAGUCCGAAGGCUGCAGUCCGUUCUACCCUUUAGAUUACCGUCAGUCGGAGUCGGUAUCGGGGCCGGUCGAGGAUGCACUUUGGCGUCCCUCAAUAUGAUCCAGUCUCACGGGCAUUGUUCAUAAAUGGGUUGUAAAUAGAACGUAACCGUGGUUGGCUAAUGGGGCUAACCGACCGUAUCGAUGUUAAAAUUGGCAAGAUAAACACACAGUAGACACAUUUUCCUAUCAGCGGCAUGGGACUAGGGGCAGCAUCAUGAUGAAUCGUUCAAGGAGACGAGAGAUUUUAUUGAAUCUUUGCGAAAGUAACGAACCUUGUGUAGCUUCCAGCUACGAGUACUAACCAUAGAAAACCAGAAUCGACACCCCUGAACCUCAAUGUACCGGAAACCCGUUACCAAAGCCGUAUUCGAAAUACCUAAGACCUCCGUCAGUAGACCGUAUUGCAUCCGUUGUACAAAAGACACACACAAUUACAGUUUAGCGUGAUUUAAACCAAAAUAGACAAUAAAUAUAACGUUAUACAGUAGCACCUCGGUAUUGAUGGUGGGCAGUUUAUAGGUGUCUAGGCGUGUGUAUGUGUUCACAAAAUACUGAAACAAUUCACAGUUGCACAAUAGGGUGUUUUGCUUCGGCUUGGUUUUAGUGGCUUCGCUUGCGCACCACACUUGAGAUGGUACGGGAUGCGCCGGCCACUUUCGAAUUGUUGCUAAGGCAUCAGGUUUACAUUGUUAACGUUUUUAGUGCGAUCGGAUUGGGCCGUUAGCUGAUUCGAUUGUUUGUGUUGAAUAAAUGCGCUGAGCUUGUUUGGUUGCCGUUCGAAUCCAGAUAGAUAGUUCGUUUCGGGGUAGAGCGAAGUAAUUUGCUAGUAUCAGCAGUUGUACCAAUGUGCAUUUCCAUGUACAGAAAUGGUGGACGUCAUAGCUUAGCUAGUCAUAAGUGACUUAAUGUGAUUUCAGAUAGGCUUUUGCUUCUUUCUCACUGCGGCGAUUCCUCUCCCCAUCCAAGAAGAUAUCAGCAUAUUAGUGCCCGAAAGUUCUCUUUAAAAAGUAGAUAUUUAAUUUUUUCCCUCAAAACAAAUGUGAUAAGAACACUAAUUGAACUACUUCAAGCAAGUCAAAAAGCCUCCGAGCGAGUGCUCCCUCAUAAACUAGCGCAAUGGAAUGCGUGGCUCAACCAAAUCGCUUUUGCUAAUUAUUCCAUUCCAACAAGUACUGCCUGCGAGCGCCUAUAACUGGUCGACUUAAUUUUCCAUCCGCUUAUGCUAAUGAAUUCUUGUUCGGUCCAGAUAUCGGGGCAGCG